AUGUAUUUGACCUAUGAAGAUACCUUCAGUACCUUGGAACAAUCUUGCGUGCAGAUACACGUUGCACCUCAACAAAUAUUACAAUAUCUUCCCGCCUGUCGUGUUGCCUGCAGCUGCAGCUCUGCUGGACUUCUUAUCUCUUCAUUUCAGUACUCUUCUCCCUUGUGUGUAGUAGUCUGCAAUUUCUUGAUUUCGAUGAAAAGUUGGAGACGCUGCCACGCUCCAGCACUCAUCAACUACUACCGCGUGGUCGACGAGUGCGAAAAGAAUAUGAUCGGCUGGAGCCUUCGCCUAUCCUCGGCUACCCAGAAGCAAGAAAUAUUGAUAUUCGUGUACCAGCAAAAUUUGGUCUUUCAUCUUCACUUGUCCUGUACCAAAAAAUGA
Amoebophrya sp. A25 is the source of this 384-nucleotide messenger RNA. NCBI's taxonomy places the organism in Eukaryota, Dinophyceae, Syndiniales, Amoebophryaceae. The record is from the annotation of a GenBank genome assembly.